AUGUCACAGGACAUUGGGGCUAUGCCUCCACCUGCAGGCGUCACACCCGAUUUCGAUGGCGGUACCGCCCUUCAGAGCUCAAUCGUAGUUGUCUACUCAUGUACUUUCGCGUUUGCAACAAUCACGAUGUGCCUGCGGCUUUACAGUGCUGGCUUCAUUCUCCGGAAGCUGGACUGGGACAUCCCUCUUAUUAUUCUUGCCUGGGGAAUAUCUCUUGGAUUCUUUAUAGGUGUGGUUCUUGCGAUUCCCUCUGGCUUUGGAAAACACCUCUGGGAUGUCAGGGCAACGAGCCUUCCUGGCUAUUUCAACGCCUUCCAACAGCUUCUCCUCGUCCUCGGUUUGACUUACGUAUGGCCUCCUACGCUUACGAAACUCGCCAUCCUCGUGCUCUACUACCGUCUCAUUCCUAACAAAGGCUUUCACUUGGGCAUCUACGCUAUCGCAGCCGGUCUUGUGAUAUAUACACUGGUUUUCACGAUACUCCUGGCAUGGCCCUGUCAUCCUUUAAAGGCCGGCACAACGACUUGCGUUGUCAAUCUUACUAUAUCCCAGGGGGUUCUUAAUAUCGUCAGCGAUGCCAUUGUUAUCGUCUUACCAAUUCCACUGAUACAUCGGUUGAAUAUGCCCCUCAGACAGCGAAUUACCGCUGGUAUUCUUCUGGCUCUUGGCUCAGCAGUUGUUAUCGUUUCUUGCAUUCGCUUCAGCUAUGUUCAAAAGAUGCAGGAUAACCCUGAUAUUACUUGGACGCAGGCUUCGGCUUCCCAAUGGAGCUGUAUCGAGAUGAAUACUGGAAUCAUUUGCAACUGCCUCGCCCAUAUGAAGCCAUUUAUUCGAAGGCAUCUUCCCUUCCUUACGAAGUUCGUGUCAAGAACAUCGUCUGCUCAAAAGUCCUACCCAAAUCAGCCUAGCAACAGCCAUAGCUAUAACUGGAGAGGCGAUAAGGUAAAUCAUGGCUACCAGCUACACAGUAUCGGACGUUCUCAGCAACCGCCUGCUACCGAAACGGACAACAUAGUUAUUACCAACGAGUAUCAAGUACAAUUCACAGAAUCUAAGAAUAACGGUGGUGCGUCAAGCACAGAGGACAUCUUAAGGGCCUCACAUUAG
Messenger RNA from Fusarium sp. VM40, 1107 nucleotides. NCBI's taxonomy places the organism in Eukaryota, Fungi, Ascomycota, Sordariomycetes, Hypocreales, Nectriaceae. The record is from the annotation of a GenBank genome assembly.